ACUUCAGACAUCAGCAUUUCCUUCUCAUGCCUGAGUGUCUAAGCAGUACUUUCCUUUUCUCAUCGUCUCUGAAACACUCUAGGCAGCAGAAACUGCAAUCAUGUCUUUUACCGGAGAUGUGUGUGUGGUAACAGGAGCGUGUGGCUUUCUUGGGGGUAAGCUAAUUAAGCUACUACUGGAGGAGGAGAAUCUUGCAGAGAUACGACUGUUAGACAGAUGUAUUCGACCUGAGCUCAUUCAGUCACUAGAAGAUUGCCAGGGUGAGACAAAACUGAGUACGUUCGAAGGCGACAUCAGGGACAGUGAGCUGCUAAGGAAAGUGUGUAAAGGAGCAUCCGUUAUUUUCCACACUGCCUCUCUCAUCGAUGUCACAGGAUCUAUUAACUACAGUGAACUGUAUGGGGUAAACGUGAAAGGUACCAAAUUGCUUCUAGAGGCAUGUAUACAGGAGAAUGUUGCUUCCUUCAUAUACACCAGUAGCAUUGAGGUUGCUGGUCCAAAUCAUCGUGGUGACCCUAUCAUCAAUGGUAAUGAGGACACAGUGUACAACGCUUACUUAAAGUUUCCCUACAGCCAGACCAAGAAGGAAGCUGAACAGCUUUGCCUUAACGCCCAGGGUGCAAUGCUACAAAAUGGAGGCCGACUGGCUACCUGUGUUCUCAGGCCGAUGUAUAUGUAUGGUGAGGGCUGCAGGUUUACUUUAGGCCACAUGAGGGACGGAAUUCGGAAUGGUGACGUGUUACUGAGGACUUCGCGACGUGAAGCUAAAGUCAAUCCUGUAUACGUUGGAAAUGUGACUCUUGCACAUCUGCAGGCCGCGCGAGCUCUGAGGGAUCCAAAAAAGAGAGUAGUGGUUGGUGGGAAUUUUUACUACAUCUCAGAUGACACUCCACCUGUCAGCUAUUCUGACUUCAACCACGCUGUUCUGGUAUCACUUGGCUUUGGUAUACAGGAUAAACCCACCUUGCCCUUCCCUAUUCUGUACCUCAUCUGCUUUCUCAUGGAGGUGGUCAAAGUCUUGCUCCGUCCCUUUCUAAGCUUUACCCCACCACUGAAUAGGCAGCUUUUGAUCAUGCUAAACACACCUUUCACCUUCUCUUAUCAAAAGGCCCACCGAGAUCUGGGAUACACUCCUCGUUAUAACUGGGAAGAGGCACGCAAACAGACAACCGAUUGGCUGGCAUCAGUCUUGCCCAGAGAAAGACAACAAAUCAAUAUGAAAUAAAAACCCACAAUAGUGUACUUUUUGUUUUGCUAAAUUUUUAAUCGAAUGUGACUGCUUAAAAUAGUUAAAUCUCUCAGGCAACUGUGCAUUAAAAUGAAAUCUUUUUAGAUUUAAAUGUAUGGGUUUAAAAAGAUGAAUUGUCAUUGUCAUUAAUGAACAUGAAUAAUCACAGAAAAUUAUUCAGGUCAUAUCAAGAAACCUUAAAUGAAGCUCCACAAGGCUACACAUGUUUGGUGUUUUUGUUUUGUUUCAAUAUUUUUUAGACUAUGAUUUAAUACUGAUUCAGAAUGUGGACUGUGUAUUAUAUGUAAAGAAUGCUUUAUUUGAAUGACUUGCUUUUAUUUGAAAUAUACUGUAUAAUCAAUGUAAAAAUCCAAUCAAUAAAGGAUCAACAUUGAGACACUGUA
Tachysurus fulvidraco (yellow catfish) is the source of this 1632-nucleotide messenger RNA. RefSeq names its product hydroxy-delta-5-steroid dehydrogenase, 3 beta- and steroid delta-isomerase 1 (gene hsd3b1). Gene Ontology annotation, biological process: steroid biosynthetic process. The record is from RefSeq and is a predicted model, not a curated record. Bases 101 to 1225 code for a protein of 374 amino acids. Gene Ontology annotation, molecular function: 3-beta-hydroxy-Delta5-steroid dehydrogenase (NAD+) activity. Lineage: Eukaryota; Metazoa; Chordata; Actinopteri; Siluriformes; Bagridae. The transcript has 3 exons.